Molecule: messenger RNA, 2174 nt
Organism: Indicator indicator
Lineage: Eukaryota; Metazoa; Chordata; Aves; Piciformes; Indicatoridae
Gene: TFCP2
Product: transcription factor CP2
Exons: 14
Coding region: 1-1626 (541 amino acids)
Biological process (GO): positive regulation of transcription by RNA polymerase II
Cellular component (GO): nucleus
Molecular function (GO): DNA-binding transcription activator activity, RNA polymerase II-specific; RNA polymerase II cis-regulatory region sequence-specific DNA binding
Source: RefSeq, a predicted model, not a curated record
AUGGCCUGGGCGCUGAAGCUGCCUCUGGCCGACGAAGUGAUCGAGUCCGGGCUGGUGCAGGACUUCGACGCCAGCCUGUCGGGCAUCGGCCAAGAGCUGGGCGCUGGGGCCUACAGCAUGAGUGAUGUCCUUGCCCUGCCCAUCUUCAAGCAGGAGGAGUCGACCUUGCCAGCAGAGGCUGAGAGCAAGCUGCUGCCCUUCCAGUACGUCCUGUGCGCCGCCACCUCCCCGGCCGUCAAGCUGCACGACGAGACCCUCACCUAUCUCAACCAAGGGCAGUCCUAUGAGAUCCGGAUGCUGGACAACAGGAAGCUGGGGGAGCUGCCAGAGAUCAACGGGAAGCUGGUGAAGAGCAUUUUCCGGGUGGUGUUCCACGACCGGCGCCUGCAGUACACAGAGCACCAGCAGCUGGAGGGCUGGCGCUGGAACCGGCCCGGGGACAGGAUCCUGGACAUCGACAUCCCGAUGUCCGUAGGCAUCAUCGACCCCCGGGCAAACCCCACCCAGCUCAACACAGUGGAGUUCCUCUGGGACCCUGCCAAGAGGACUUCUGUGUUCAUCCAGGUGCACUGCAUCAGCACAGAGUUCACCAUGAGGAAGCAUGGGGGGGAGAAGGGAGUCCCCUUCCGUGUGCAGAUCGACACCUUCCGGGAGAACGAGAACGGAGAGUACACAGAGCACCUGCACUCUGCCAGCUGCCAGAUCAAGGUCUUCAAGCCCAAAGGAGCUGAUCGGAAGCAGAAGACAGACAGAGAGAAGAUGGAAAAGAGAACUCCCCAUGAGAAGGAGAAGUACCAACCCUCCUAUGAGACCACCAUCCUCACUGAGGUGGGCACCCUGCUGCCAGCAGGCCUGGCUCAGCUCACUGCCAGGGGGAACAGAACUAAGUUGUUAACAGCUACAAGAGAAAGGGCAGAGGAGUUUGGGAGCACAGGAGGGUGCUCUCCCUGGCCAGAGAUCAGCUACGUCAGCAACUCUCCCUCCCCAGCCCCUGGCUGGGCUGAGCCUCGCUCCCUGCUCCGUGGGGGCUGUGGUGCUCCCCCCUCAGCCCGGGGGUCUCCUUCCCUCCCCUCCCCUCUGCUGCAGAACCUGCUGCCCACCAGCACCCCCCAGGAGGCCCAGCAGUGGCUGCACCGGAACCGCUUCUCCACCUUCUCUCGGCUCUUCAGGAACUUCUCAGGUGCAGACCUGCUGAAGCUGACCAGGGAAGAUGUGAUCCAGAUCUGUGGCCCUGCAGAUGGCAUCAGGCUCUUCAAUGCACUCAAGGGCAGGAUGGUGAGGCCCAGGCUGACUAUCUACGUCUGCCAGGAGUCCCAGCAGCUGAGGGAGCUGCAGCAGAAGCAGGAGGAUGCAGAGGCAGUGAGCAGCACUGGCACGGGUGCUGUGCCCACAGUGUACCAUGCCAUCUACCUGGAGGAGCUGACAGCCGUGGAGCUGACAGAGAAGCUGGCACAGCUCUUCAGCAUCUCCUGCCAGCAGAUCAGCCACAUCUACAAGCAGGGCCCCACAGGCAUCCAUGUGCUGAUCAGCGAUGAGAUGAUUCAGAACUUCCAAGAUGAGUCCUGCUUCGUCCUGGACACCAUGAAAGCUGAAGCCAGUGACAGCUACCACAUCCUCCUGAAGUAGGGCAGGCAGGCUGGGAGCAGCCCUGCUCCUCCUGCUGCACAGCUCCUGCUCACUCACCUCCACCUGAAGGGCUCUGCUCAGCCUCCUCCCUGUGCUCAAGAGCCAGAGUUGGUUGCUGCAGCCCUGGAGAGCCCCCAGGAUGGUGGCACCUGUGGGCACUGCCCUGCUGCUGAGGGCUCCUGCCUUAAACCCUUUUGAAACCAGGACACCAGCAGGGAUCUGGACACCCUCUGGGAAGGCUCCAGGCUGUUGGUUCCUCGUUGUCUUUUCUUGCAGGACACUGAUGGCAUCUCCAGGGGCAGUGGUGGCACCGUGCUGGUUGACCACUGCAGCUCUGAGGCUCCCCUUGCCAUGUCCCACUCGUGGGCAGGAAUUUGCCAUUGGCACCCAAGAGCUGCCUGGGGACUUUCCCUGUGGCAGCCCUGAGGGGUACCAGCUGCUGCCAGACUGGCAGAGAUGAACUCAACUGGCCCAGGAAAGCCAACUGUGGGCACACAGGGAGCUGGGCUGGGUGCUGGGGGAGGAGGGGGAGGCUGGGGCUGGCAGGA